Brassica rapa (field mustard) is the source of this 2910-nucleotide messenger RNA. RefSeq names its product LOB domain-containing protein 4. Lineage: Eukaryota; Viridiplantae; Streptophyta; Magnoliopsida; Brassicales; Brassicaceae. The record is from RefSeq and is a predicted model, not a curated record.
UAAAAGAUAAAAAGAAAUAAAUUAGUAUUUUGACCCAAAAAUUAAAUUUUAUGUGAAGUUAAGAGUUAAUAACUUAUUUCCCAAAUAAAUAAAAAGGAUAAGUUAGAAUUUUAAAGAAAUAGUAGAGAGAGAUAGGAAAAGUAAAUAGGAACAAAUGGAGAAUUUUAGUUAGUUAGUGAAUUUGGGGUUUUUGUGUAUAUAAAAAACAAAUAUCCCUAGAGCUUAGUCACAAGAGUGACUGAUGUUUUUCUUAAAAAAAAAUUGUCAUCUAAUAUAUUAAAAGUGGAUUAGCAAUAGUUCUUACACAAAGCCGACAAAGGUAUAAUGCCAUUCCGGAGCCACAAGCCGGCGUGAAACAUGAUACACUCGGAGACAAAUGAUGGAACUAAAACCGACUUCACAAACUUAAGAGAGCAAAUGAGAGAAUAAGAGGCUAAAACAUACCAUAGAUUAAGCAUAAACUUCAAGAACAAUGAAGCAGAUCGAAGCCGGAAACAAGAUUGAGAGAGAAAGCGAAACAAGCCUAUCUUAUUAGAGUUGAGCUGAUAUCUCUUAGAACCGUUCCCUUAGGAACCAAACUAGUAACCAACACACUUACCACUUCUUCAACAAGAGAAUACACCAUAGAAAAAUCCUUUAACUCGAGCAGCCAACAAUGAGACACAUACAUUUUUGACGAUCGACUACUCCAAGACCGUUGCGAUUGAGCAUAAGCUCCACAGCUUCUUACCAAGAAAUAAAAAAAAACGUUGGUUGCAAACAAAAUAACCGCACAACUUCCCUGCUACGACGCUUCAUCUACUGAAAUCUUAAACACAAACCCAUGUUGAACGAUGAGACUAACCAAAGACCACACGCAGCUGAACCCAAACAUCUCAAAGAAGAACAUACCGCCCUAAGACCACAGCAGAUAAACUCCAACCGAUGUCCCGAGCAAGAACUCCAUCCAAGCAAGUCGCCAAACCAACCACACUCUAGCACAAUACAAACCUCUAACACUCUUUCAUCUCCAAGAAACAAAGAAUGAGAUACAAUCUCGAUGAAUGACCAAUGAUACGCUUGAAAGCCGCUUGACCAGGUUCGAUGGAAGAAAUAAACUCUCACAUCAGAACCGGCUAUAACCUCCACCGCCCACUAGAAAACAGAUUCGAACCCAGAGAAGCAAUCUAAGCUAGCCAAAACGGACAACAAAACUGGAUCCUAAAAUAAAGAUCCCCAUACGAGAGGCCUCAACACAACCAUCCUAACAAACUAGCUACACCAAACUCAACACCUUAAGAGAAGAAACAAACAUGAGAUGUUCCAAAACAAAACGAGAUCCCCAAAUUCCAGCGCCGGAACCCUAACAUCAAUCCCGCAACCACCACACAGAACCUAGCAAUACUGCAACAUGCGGAACCUCCGACCCAGCUCGAGCAACAAGAAUCCACCAGGAAGACAGAUCUUUUCCCAAGACCAAAUCAGACCUUCUACAAUAAAGGCGUCGAGAAUCGAGAUGAAGAAACACGAAACUACGAACAAAACUUACAAUAGAAGGAAUACAUAAGAGAAAGGGGACCAGCGGUGGCACUAUCGAAGCCGUCACGUGUCAGUCGAUUGAGAUCUAAAAUUUUAUGGCUACUGAGUUUUGACGAGAGUGAUAGGAAAUGUUUUUUUGGUUAAUGUAUGUGAGUUUUUUUUUUUUUGGAUCAAAAAUGCAUGUGAGUUUUUCUUCUGUUUUUCUUAAACUUUAGUGGAGUAAAAACAUUGCAAAAGAAGAAAAAAAAGAAAACAUGGCGCCAAAAAGCUUAAUGGUCGUGUCACGUGAUGUAAGUUUGCUUGAUGACCACCAGACAAAUCUAAUAUGUUUUCCAAAUCUUCGGGCCCCACCUUUCAGAUGUGCUGACCUUUUCUUUUCUUUUCUUUUGUCUUAAUUCUUUUAUAUUUAAAAUUUUAAUUCAUUUUUUCCAUUCUAUAAAUCUCGACAGAUUCAUUCUUCACUCUUCAACUAAACACUUCACUUUUUCAUUUCAUUCCCAUACGAAGGACACGUGGCCAGGAAAAGGAUGAAAGAAAGUAGCCGAAAGCAAGGAGCGGCGUCGCCAUGCGCGGCCUGCAAGCUUUUACGGCGGCGGUGCGCUCAAGAUUGCGUUUUUUCGCCGUAUUUUCCGGCGGAUGAGCCUCAGAAAUUUGCUAAUGUUCAUAGAGUAUUCGGAGCUAGCAACGUCAACAAGAUGCUCCAGGAGUUACCGAUCCAUCAGCGGGGAGACGCAGUGAGCAGCAUGGUCUACGAGGCUAAUGCAAGAGUGCGGGAUCCUGUCUAUGGUUGCGUAGGUGCGAUUUCCUCCCUGCAGCAACAAAUUGAUGUGUUGCAAGGCCAACUAGCUCUGGCUCAAGCUGAAGUGGUGCACCUCCGUGUGCGCCAUUCAACUAAUUUUCCGGGAAAUGGACUGUGCCCGGAUAGCCCGAGCAGCAGUGGCUCACCGUCCUCGAAGCAAGUGAGUCCACAGGACAACAAGGGCAUAUUUAGCCAUAUGGACAUGGUGGAUGAAGCCAGUUUGGGAGAGUCUAUGUGGUCUUGCUAGUUUGAUGUCCUUUUUUUCUCUCUAAUGCAUUUCCUCUUCUUUUUUUUCUUGGGAAAUUUUCGGGAUUAUAUAUUUAAUUAGGGGUAGGAAAUGAAAAUACUCUGUUUUGACUACAGAGUGAAACUAUUAACAUGAUAUAGACACAUAUAUGUAUACUAAGUACUAUAAAUCUACUAUCUAUAUAUAAAUAUAAGUGGUACUUAUUUGUAUUUCGGGUAUUUGGGAUUUUGGAUCAGGAUCUACGAGGGUCAUUUCUAGCCGAGGAGAGAACUUUGUUAUCGAUCUAAUGUAAACUUGUGAAAUAUAUAUUUAUCUUAAGACUUCUAUAUACGGACAUGUUUUUGCU